GACCAGAGGUACGGGCACAAGGCCAUCUGUCCGUUCUCUAAAUACAACUGACAACAAAGGAGAGCAACUGUGCACUCAGGGAAGCAUACACACUCUGGAACCAAAAACAUCAAGUCAUCCCGGAGAGGCCAGACGAGAAGAGUUGGUGAACCUCCUGGCAUCUCUGUGCCGUCUCAGCCUGCAUCACUUCACCAGAGACAGUCGAUUUGAAGCUUCUGGACCCAAGAGAGGAAGGAAUAUGAGUGAGAAGGAAGGCGGAGUAUCAGAGGGGGGGCUAAAUGUCACCCUCACCAUCCGCCUGCUAAUGCAUGGGAAAGAAGUAGGAAGUAUCAUUGGGAAGAAAGGAGAGACUGUCAAAAAAAUGAGAGAUGAGAGUGGAGCCCGUAUUAAUAUAUCGGAUGGUUCCAGUCCAGAGCGCAUCGUGACCAUCACUGGCCCUGCUGAGGUGAUCUUCAAAGCAUUCGCCAUGAUCGCUGAGAAAUUUGAGGAGGAUAUCUUGGCCUCCAUGAUAAACAGCACGGUGACGAGCAGACCUCCUGUCACACUGCGCCUCGUCUUCCCCGCCAGUCAGUGCGGCUCGCUCAUCGGCAAAGGAGGAUCCAAGAUCAAAGAGAUCCGGGAGAGCACAGGUGCUCAGGUGCAAGUAGCAGGAGACUCACUGCCGGACUCCACCGAGAGAGCUGUGACCAUCUCAGGCACCCCCCACGCCAUCACUCAAUGUGUGAAACAUAUCUGCACCGUCAUGCUGGAGUCACCACCUAAAGGGGCCACAAUACCAUAUCGACCCAAACCCACUGCAGGAGGCAACCACACAGUGUUGACGCAGCCGCACGCUGCGCCGGCCUUUGCUAUUCCUGGACAGUUUGCCAUUCCGCCCCAAGACCUCUUCCUGCCCCCGCAGUUGACCAAGCUUCACCAGUUGGCUAUGCAGCAUAUCCCCUUUACCUCCCUUGGGCAGAGCAACCCCACCUUCCCUGGUCUGGAUGCUUCAAUUGCGACCAGUUCUCAUGAGUUGAGCAUACCUAAUGAUCUCAUAGGAUGCAUCAUUGGCAGACAGGGAAGUAAGAUCAAUGAGAUUCGCCAGAUGUCUGGUGCCCAGAUUAAGAUUGCUGGGGCCACAGACGGUUCGGCUGUACGCCACGUCACCAUCACAGGCUCGCCAGUCAGCAUCAGCGUGGCCCAGUACCUCAUCAGUGCCAGUUUAGAGAUGGCUAAACUGAGCAUCCAUGCAGCUGCGUCCUCCUCCGGCACACCUAUCGACCUCAGCCUCGGUUUCACUCCGUCCAACCCCUCUGCUUCAGCGUCCUCCUCCUCCAUGCCUGUCCUGGCUGCCCCCCCUUCCGCUAUUAACAUCCACACCCCUCCCUCCAUGCCCAGUGCCCACUAUGCCCUGCCCCUCUCCAGUCUGCUUGGCAUGAAAACCUUCCCUCUGCUGGCAAUGCACGCGGCCGUCUCCUCAGGCCUCCCGCCCGGCCUCACACCCUACACCGCAAAGAUCCCCACCACGUCCAGCAUCAAAAAAUCAGAGCGCCAGAAGUUUGCCCCGUACUGAGCGGGGUUUUUAAUCUCAUCAGUAAUGUUCUAUUUGUUUGUCACCCAUCCGUGAAUUUUUUGAAGAUUAAAAGUGUCCUCCCCUCCCUUAAAAAAACAAACAUUUUCUGCAAACAAAUAGCCAGCGCAUGACAAGAUUGAUCGCUUCUCAUAUCGUCUUCCAUUUUGUUUCGCGUUUCAUUCGGGAGUGUUUGAGAUAUUCAUCUCUCACCGUAUAAUUUGUCUGACACGCCUCCUUUUUUUACGAGAAGCCAAAGCCAACGAGAAUUUGAUUUAUUGGUACUAUGCGGCUCGCAGGGAAUGUCUGUAUCUGUAUAUGUAUUUUUUUCGUUUGAUCUGGGUGAUUUUUGAUGUUCUGAUUGGAACGGGUUGCCGUCUUUGUUAUUUCAUCAAAAUAACAAAGUCAUUUCGGAGAGUGUGAUGCUGUGCCUCUCAUACUGAUAUUGAUAUUCUGUUCUUCACACUACAUCACAUAAACAACAUGUUACUAAACAGACAUAUAUAGCCAUGGAAGAAGUUAAGAGACUAUUCCAAAUUUUCAUUUAAUCAUCAUUUCUAGAUGUAUUGUGCAUGGUCAUUUCAGUCCAGUGUCUGUUGAAUUUCAACAAACUCAAACCUCAGGAGUGACAUAAAGUCAUCCAACAGCAAUGUGAAAGACUGACAGCAUGACAAGACACAUGAAAACUGAUCAAAAUUGGGGUUAUCACACAAAAAAAUAUUCCUAUAAUUUUCCUGUAAACAUGUACUGUAGAAGUAUGACUGUUGUAUUGCUUAAAAGUGAAUAUGAACUUGUUUUCUUUGCAGUAUUUGAGGUCUGAAAAAAUACAAAGCAUCUUUUGCCAUCUGUUAUUUUCACCUGUUUCUCCAGUUUUUAUUUUCUGCAAAUAAAUGCAAAUAGAAACAUUGAAUUGAAAUUUGGGAGAAAUAUUGGCAGUAGUUCACAGAAUGAAACAAAAAUUAUAAUUUUACCUAAACACAUACAGUACCUAUAAAUAGUAUUUUCAGAAAAACAAAAAUUUUGAAAUGGUCUCCUAUAUUUUUCGCUGCUGUAUAUUGAAAAAAUCUAGAUGUAUUUUUGAAAACAUUAUUUACUUUAAGAGUCAAAGGAAAGUUUCAAUGCAAAAUCAUUGGUUACUGAGAACACUGUCAUGGUUUUGGUUAUAAGGGAAACUAAACUAAACUAAACUAAACUCUAUUUACUUGCCAUUAAGAGGUGGCCCACUCAUAUCAAUUUUGUCAUAUGCCCUUGGAAAUUUAGCCAAGGCUCAUUUUCUAAUAUUGGUUUCACGCCCCGUUCAGACCGCCAGCGAUUAUAGCAGCGGCAGAGCGAUGCGAUCUCAUUCAUGUCAAUGGACUUCUGGCGACACAAGUGACCAUUGGCGACAGGAAGUGGCCGUGUCCAGUGAUGGGAGUCAAGCAACAAAAAGUUGAGAACUGUUAAACUUUUCGACUUUCGCUAGCGACUACCAAUAGGAGUAAAGCAGUGGAGCUCACGUCAUCCGUCUCUUGUCAGUUACUGGAGGGUUUGUUUAAACUGUUACUAGCACAACCAAAGCUAAAAACGCCUUUCAACGAUCUCAUAGCAAGAAACAAUCGACAUACAGCAACAAGGGGUGUCGUGGCCUAAUGGUUAGAGAGUCGGACUCGUGACCAGAAGGUUGCCGGUUGGAUUCCCAGGGCCGGCGGGUAACGACUGAGGUGCCCUUGAGCAAGGCACCUUACCCCUACUUGCUCCCUGGGCACUGCAGUGAUAGCUGCCCACUGCUCCGGGUGUACGUGUGUUCACCACUUGCUGUGUGUGUGUGUUCACUACUCUCUGGAUGGGUUAAAUGCAGAGGUCACUUUUCGGGUAUGGGUCACCAUACUUGACAAAUAGGUCACUUCACUUCAAAGUUGCUGGCUGUCUGAACGGAGCUUUAGAGUCGUAUUGCAAAUCAUGAUCAUAAACCUGCUUGUUGAGAUGUUAGCUUCAAUGCACAGCAUUUGACACUUUGUGUUGAUGUAAAGCAACAUGCAAUAAAACGUGUUGCUGUUGUUUUCUUUGAGUUAAAUGACUCCAUAAACCACAGUAGAUCCUCCUAUGCAGCAAUGCUUAUAUCGGGGUGUUUAUCAAUAAUGUGAUCUGUUCUUGUACUCUAUAUCUGACUGUGUGUUUUCCUUCUAGGCUGUCCUCAUUGAUAGCAGGUCUGAGGCCUGUGUAGUGCAACCCUUACUGUUUAUCCUUAAUCUCUGACUGGAUUACCGUAAAGUCAUGAUAUGGACUGCUUUAUAAUGAAAUUUAUAUUCAUUUCAAACAGACAUGCCGUAGAUGUUUUUUUAACUAUUCGAUCAUGUAUUUGUGUUUGUUUUAGAUUGCUUUUUUGAAGUUGCUGUUAAUGUACGAUAAAUAAAUGUAUUUUUAACAUUACAUAAUAGAGAUUAAACAGCUUUUUAUCAGUACACAGAGGCGUUCUCAAUUUCUUUUUACAUCCAG
Molecule: messenger RNA, 4024 nt
Organism: Triplophysa rosa
Lineage: Eukaryota; Metazoa; Chordata; Actinopteri; Cypriniformes; Nemacheilidae
Exons: 13
Coding region: 239-1552 (437 amino acids)
Biological process (GO): regulation of gene expression; regulation of RNA metabolic process
Cellular component (GO): cytoplasm; nucleus
Molecular function (GO): mRNA binding
Source: RefSeq, a predicted model, not a curated record